This is a messenger RNA of Wyeomyia smithii (pitcher-plant mosquito), 2131 nucleotides long. RefSeq lists its product as uncharacterized. The record is from RefSeq and is a predicted model, not a curated record. The transcript has a single exon. The coding region runs from base 1178 to 2047 and encodes 289 amino acids. Lineage: Eukaryota; Metazoa; Arthropoda; Insecta; Diptera; Culicidae.
UGUUUUUUACGUAAAACUUUCCGAGAAACACGAUGAAACUAUCAAAUUCAAAUAAGAUUGGCUGCAUUUGCCGAAAAAUGCAAGUUUUGUUUUAAAAUACAAACUCAAUUUAUCCAGUAACACCUCCGGUCAAAAAUGAUAUUACCACAACCUGAUGCUACAAAUUUUAUUGGGCGAAUAACCGCUAAACUAAUCAACAUUUCCUUCCGUCAACAGAAUUAUGGGUACAGAACCCUACACGCAUAAACUGAAAUGAUAAUUUUAAUAAAAAUACCUCUAGUUCUAUACAUAGAUCACUGCUGCAUCUUAGUUCACCCAAAAAAAAACUGUUUUUAUAUCUCCCUCAUCAUCAAUUUAUCAAACUCGCACCAUUGUGCUUCGUAUCUCAUAAGCCGAGUGAACAUGCCAAAUCCAAAAUCAAUGUUUCUGUUGCUGCUGCCCGUCGUAGACGUCGAGCUGUAAGUUUCUGUAUAAAAAUAAACCCGCUGCUCCUACCUGUGUAUGGUUCUUUUAUGACCGACACAGAAAGAAAAAAAAAACACCAACGAUACACUCCUGCUGCUCCACAGCGAAGGGGAAUUUUUGAAGGUGGCAGAGAGGUUGAUUGAAUUACGACUUUUUUGACGGUAUAAUGAAUGAGCAGUGGUUUCCCGUGGAUACCGGGCGCAGUAAAUGGAUCCGAUAUGAUGGGAUGCAGGGACGUGUUUUGCACGCCGCUUCUCGUCUACACUGGCAGUUUAACCCAAACUCGUAUGGCGCUCCAGAGACCGUGUAAAGAUUGCAUUUCAGGCGACACGAUAUUUUCGUCCUCAAUCAUUAGUGCUUUGACUGACGGACUGUUAGUUUCCGUCGAUAAGUUAGCUGCCAAAUUGAGCUGCAAAAUACAAUUUGGAUAUUCACCGAUCGAAUCUAAUUAAUGAUCCUUUUUUGUCACGUGGUGUCACGGUUUUAUCGGUUUGAGUUGGCGCGGGAUGAAGUCUAUUCAUUCCAUUUUCCUGUUUUCAAACUCACUUGCAUAUUUAAAAUAAUAGGGCCAUGAAAGCUACCCUGAGGAACCUCAGACAGGAAAUUUAUUCCAGCAAAUUAUUUCCCAUCACUUUAACAAAUCAACUCGAUCACAGUUGGCCGCAUUCAUUUUGACAGCGCUCAAACUCACAACUAGGUAACAGUUCGAGCAAUGACCGAGCAAAACGGAGAUACCAGUGGAGAGCAGAAUUUUACCAACACCACCAGCGAGUACCGUUCGACAACCUCGGAAUCGACGAUCCUUCCAUACUACGAGCUACAUGUACCGCCCAGUCUGCUGAAGAAAUCCCCCAGCAAGAUCGAAUUCCGACUGGUUCCCAAAGCGACAAAACCCAAACGAGCUUCAACACUGCACCGGAACAUCUACACUCGAGCCCAGUGCAGUGGUUCUUGCGGCUCGUCACGUCCUGCAGUCAAGGAGCACCAGGCGAAACCCAACGUUCGGAGAAGUCUUAAACGAGUGUUCUUUAAAUUUAAUCAAAAGUGCUGCCCUGCGGCGGAGCCCAAUUGCCCUCAGGAUGAUGAAGUUAGUCCACAGUUCGAAAAUAUGGAAAUCUACUAUUUCGACCAUGGCAGGCCGGAGUUCUACCGUACCACUGAUUGUCCGCCACAUUUGGUCACGGAAGCUCUCGCUCAGUCGACGCACCAUCAUGCCACCAAAUUUUGGGCCGAAAUUUUCGGCACCAUUAACAUUGGAGCAACGUUCGUCAUUAGUUUCUGGCUGCAGCUGUAUCGGUUUCUGCUGUAUGGCAUUCUGCGAGCAAUUUUUGUAGGCUUUCUACAGAUCACUGCCGAUUAUCUACUGAAACCACUACUGGCGGUAAUGUUUAACGGCUUGAUACAACCGCCGAUAGUUUUCGUGCAUAAUAUAUUGACUGCCUUGGGUGACAUGCUGGAACCCGUAGCGAAGUUAUUAGGAAGUUUCAUUCAACCCUUUUCAAGAUUAAUUGGAUCGCUGCGUUUCAUCGAAAAUAAAACCAUACAUAAAAAAAUCAUCAAAAAGCGACGAUUCGACGUGUAAAUUUGCCUUUUCUUUUUGUGUAAAGUUGUACGAAUCGAUUUUCCUUGCUGCACACUUAAUUUAAAAGACGGUUCUACUAAUUCU